Molecule: messenger RNA, 702 nt
Organism: Serendipita indica DSM 11827
Lineage: Eukaryota; Fungi; Basidiomycota; Agaricomycetes; Sebacinales; Serendipitaceae
Source: the annotation of a GenBank genome assembly
AUGUCCUUAGCACCAGAAAUUCGUCAGGAUCCAAGCUUUGCAGAUCUACUCGAAUUUUGGUCUCUUCGCUACAGAAGUCCUCCCAAACCCGAUACCGAGGCUGAAUGCAUUGUUGUGCUUGAGUUGGCAGACGUUCUAGACGCAGUUAUUGCAGCUAAUUACAUUGCUCGUCAGAGGUUUCCGGAUGAAUAUUGGAAGGUCCUCGUUUCCCAACAUCUGCAACGUCUAUUGUCAAAUCGCAUGGCACCAUAUAUCCUGAAACAGGUCAAAGACACCUCGACUUUCCCAGAUUGCUUCUUUGAAGCUGAUGGGAUUACAUGGCUGGCCACUCGCCUCCGUGCUCCUAACUAUGAGACUGAACGAGAUGACAUGGUCGAGCUCAUUAUUCACUGCAUCGAGGAAUCUACAAGUGUAACCGCCUUCCGCAACAGCCUACAUUUGGUGUCAACCUACAUUGAAGUGACGGGUCCAGUUGAGGCUGCCCAUCGUUCGUAUAGUCUCUUUGAAGAAAUCCUCACGAAAAUCCUCACUUUUAGAGCUCCAUGUCAAAAUCACUCUCGCCUUCGAUGUAGUCCCUUCAGGGACUCACUAAUCAGGAAUGGGCUAGAAGACCAGCUCAAAGGCGAGGUAGAGACAAUAAUUGAGACCUGCAAGCGCAACUAUCUCCUAUCGCCGCCCGCAGAUGGGGACUACAAUUUAUGA